Messenger RNA from Talaromyces amestolkiae, 669 nucleotides. RefSeq lists its product as uncharacterized. The transcript has 2 exons. Bases 1 to 669 code for a protein of 222 amino acids. NCBI's taxonomy places the organism in Eukaryota, Fungi, Ascomycota, Eurotiomycetes, Eurotiales, Trichocomaceae. The record is from RefSeq and is a predicted model, not a curated record.
AUGAACAAGUCUGUCAAUCCAUAUCAGUGGGGUUUCGCAAUCUACCGGACUGUUUAUACCCCUCAGUCGGAUGAGCUAUGGUCCUCUGUACUCGAGAGACUGGAAACAUACAUGGAGCUCAGCUGUAAUGACCCAGAAUAUCGAGACGAAUUAUCAAAUACCAUAGUCUGGGAUCGGGAAAAAUUCAACAAUGCGUCCAUCGAUGAGAUUCGGAAAGAUUUCAGACGAGAAAUGCUCAUUCCAGAAAUGGGCAAUGAUGAAAUCGAAUCCGAUGAUGAUACUGUGACACGAGAUCGAAAAGAUGACUUAUAUCGCCAAAAGCAAGCUGAGCUAGAAGUGGAACUAGGCGAUGAGGCUCUUUGGGGCGAGGUCAACGGUUCGUACUGUCUUUUGAUUGAUGAAGAGGUCUUCCAAUCCAUCCUGAAAGCCCCAGAGCCUGUUGAAGGGAUGAAAAUUAAAUGGGGAACAUAUGAGUACGUUGGAUUUGUAAAAGUUGUCACAAUUUAUGAAAGGUCCUCGAGAAAUGAGCAUUGGCCAGGAUGGGGCAAGGUUGAUUUUAGGCUGCUCUGGUGGCUGCGCGAUCAAGAUGAAAUCGAAAGAGAGGCUCGAGUUCCGCAUCCUCGACGUGAAGGUAUCUACGAGCUGCCCGUCAUCACUGGUGACUAUUGA